Messenger RNA from Hevea brasiliensis (rubber tree), 2921 nucleotides. RefSeq lists its product as uncharacterized. The record is from RefSeq and is a predicted model, not a curated record. The coding region runs from base 695 to 2722 and encodes 675 amino acids. Lineage: Eukaryota; Viridiplantae; Streptophyta; Magnoliopsida; Malpighiales; Euphorbiaceae. The transcript has 4 exons.
UAUGACCUUUGGGACCUGAAAGAGCAGAGAAACAGAGCGGAAAAGAGGAGGAAGAGUAGCUCUUCCCUACACCCGGCCAAUCAGCAAUUUCAGUUAAAAUCAUGGAGGAGGAAAUGUCCCUCGCCUAAAAUUGCAGCGAAGAUAAAGAGAUUUAAAACUCGUAUGGCUUUCUUUCUCACAACUAAGGAGCUUUAAAAAUUCCAUCUUUUCCCAUUUCUUGAUGUGUUUUGGCAAGAUUUGCAAUCUUCACUAUUUCUCGAAGCUAAUUGUAGCAACCGUUGUGGUGGCAGCUUAGCUUGGUGCCAAGCAAAAGAAAUUCUUUUUGGAGGUUCUGAAAUUACCAAAAGUGGGAAGAAUUGAGGGUUCUCAAACCCAUUAUCAGGUUAUUAAACUUGAAUGCUUUCCAAACUUACAAAUUUAGGAAUUCAAUGAAAGAGCUUUUGGCAGCUUAUGUGCACUUGGGCUAUUAUUCUAUCAAUGUUUUUUGAGAGUUAAAUCUAUCAAAAACUUUGAAAGUAUAUAGUUUGUUGAAACUUUUAGCAACAUUCUGAAGAUUUCUGGUUGCUGCAAAAGUAAAGAGUAGAGAAUCCAUGCUAUCUACUGUUUGAUCUUCAUUAACCACAGGGGAUUGAUUGAAAUCAUCCCUGAAAGCAUACGGAACCUUUGGAAUGAAUGGGAGCUCCGUGGGGCAGUUAUGGUCAGCCUCUCUAUUCAGAUGGUCUUAAUUGUAUUGGGAAACCGAAGAAAGUACAUUGCCCGAGAUUGGCUGGCAAUUGUCCUUUGGCUUGUUUACCUGUCGGCAGAUUGGAUUGUAAAUGUUUCACUUGGUGUUCUCUCCAAUAUGGAAUCAACCAAUAAAAACGGAUUGCCGGAUCCAAAGUAUGUGAUAAUGUCAUUUUGGGCACCAUUUCUUCUUCUGCAUCUUGGUGGUCCUGACACCAUUACAGCCUAUUCAAUGGAAGAUAAUGAAUUAUGGAUAAGGCAAUUGCUUGGGCUAACUGUCAAGUUUGGGGGGGCAUUUUAUGUCUUACUUAGAUCAUGGAUGGGAAGUCCAUUUAACUUUCUAGCACUUCCAAUGUUCAUAGUUGCAAUCAUCAAGUGUGGGGAGAGGACUUGGGCUCUACAAUUUGCAAGUACUGACCAGUUCAGGAAAUCCAUGCUUCAUCGGCCUGAUCCAGGACAUAGCUAUGCUAAAUUCAUGGAUAAUUACGCUUCACUAAUAGCUGAGGGGUACAACGUAUCACUGGAGCCAGUCAUUGAUGAAGCUUCCAUUGUGCUUGGUCAAUCUUGUAAAGCUGUAGAAAACAGCAUUGUCCCUGACGCUGCAAUCUUGCAUGAUGCUGCAUAUUGCUUUAAAACUUUCAAGAGGUUAUUUGCCGAUCUCAUCCUCAGCUACCAGGACCUAAAGAGUAGCAGGUCCCUUUUCCAUGAUGAGCACAUGACUUGGGAGAAAGCUUUCAAAGUGAUAGAGAUUGAGCUUGGAUUCAUGUACAAUUUGCUUUAUACCAAGGCAAUUGUGAUACAUGAUUAUCGCGGCAGCUUUCUUCGUACUAUCAGUUUAUCUUCUACCAUUUUUGCUCUCAUAGCCUUUUUUAUAAUUGAUAAGCCUUCUUAUUCGAGAAAUGACAAAAUCAUAACUUGUGUGCUACUGUUUGCUGCUAUUGCUUUGCAAGUAUAUGAGAUGAUUGUUCUACUUUCCUCAGAUUUGACAUUACUUUGGCUAAGCAAGCACAAAAAUCUGUUGGUGGAUCUCAUCUACAAGACCAUCUGCUAUAUCCAGUCAUGGUUGCAACCUUUUUAUAUUACGCCAUCUGUGAACAAGAGAUGGUCUAAUUGCAUUGCAAAAUUCAAUCUAAUAAGAAUUUGCCUCGAUGAUAAGCCAAUCAUGUUCAGUGGAAUCUUCAGGUUCUCAUGCAUUUAUGAGAUGCCAGAGAAGCGGCACUUCAAAGUCUUGGAUGCUGUCAGCCCCGAUUUAAAAAAGCUGGUGUUUGAGCAACUUUUGGUGAAGUCUAGGAAUGAACUGGACAUAAGCAUUUCUAGGCAAUUAUGUGCUCAAAGGGGUGAUCAGGUACUCAGAGAAAUGGGUUGUUUUGACAAGAUUGGCUGGAGUGUCAAAGCAGAAUUUGAUCAGAGCAUUCUUCUAUGGCAUAUUGCCACGGAUCUCUGCUUUUACUUGGAUGUAAACAAAAAUUCAAAUGUAAUUGAAACCCCAAUAUGUAAAGAAAGCAAAUCUUUAGCAGAAUACAUGUUGUAUCUUCUAGUUAUGUGCCCUUUCAUGCUUCCUAAUGGGAUUGGGCAGAUUAGAUUUCAAGAUACCUGUGCUGAGGCCGCCCAAUUUUUUCAAGAAAAAAAGGACAUAUCAGAUGAAAACAAAGCUUGCACUGCAUUGCUUGAGGUGAACACUGAUAUUCUUCCAUCUCAAGUGAAAGGAGAUAGAAGCAAGUCAGUAUUAUUCGACGCAAGUACGCUUGCCAAGUCCUUACAAUCCUUGGAGACGGAAGAGCAAUGGACAAGUGAGAAGAAGUGGGAGAUGAUAAAUCGCGUGUGGAUAGAGAUGCUUUCUUAUGCUGCAAAUCAGUGUGGAUCAAACAACCAUGCCAAGCAACUCACAGGAGGAGGGGAGCUGCUCACUCAUGUCUGGCUAUUGAUGGCUCAUCUGGGUAUUACUGAACAAUUUCAGAUUUCUAAAGGCAAUGCAAGGGUGAAGUUGGUUGUGAGUUGAACAUUCCUGAGGAGAAAUAAUUGUUUGUAAUUUAUCAAGAAAUAUUAUUUAGAGCUUGGCAUUUUUGUUGCCCCAUUUAGGCAUGGAAGAGUUACAUAUAUGGAUUGUACUGUAUAAACAUAUCAAUUAUUUUUAAAAAUACAUCGCUAGAUAGUUAUAAUGGAGAAAUAAUUAAUUAUUAGAGAAAUUUAUGAGGAAA